Rhodamnia argentea is the source of this 1371-nucleotide messenger RNA. RefSeq lists its product as uncharacterized. Bases 135 to 1073 code for a protein of 312 amino acids. The record is from RefSeq and is a predicted model, not a curated record. Lineage: Eukaryota; Viridiplantae; Streptophyta; Magnoliopsida; Myrtales; Myrtaceae. The transcript has a single exon.
UUCCACCAUACAACAACCCAAAAAAAAAUUUCCCUUUCUUUUCUCUCACUGUGAAACUGACGGGGAGAGAGAGUAACAGAAAGGCCGAGACUUUCAGGGCUAAAUAAGGAGCAGCUUCUCUACACAGCCAAGCCAUGGCUGCCUGUGGGAGCCUCCAACCCAUCUUCGACAGCGCAUUACCCGAUAACCCGUCUAUUCUUGAAUCUCUUUCCUCAUGGAAGGACCUCCACCACCACCACCACCGUCGUCAAAUCAUGCCCUGCCACGGCAACGAUGACAGCGGCGAGCAUAACCCCGUUGAUUGCCAAGCCUCCUCCUUCACCGAGAUAUUCGGGGAACUCCACUUCAAGGAGCGGGAUCCCGAACCAUCAUCGCUGCUGCCACCGCCGUCGACGAUGGAGUUGGAGACCAACAGCGACGGCGAUGGCGAGGAGAACGCGAAGAGCCCUUCUUCAAUGAGCUCUCAGGGCGGCGGCGGCGGACACGGACACCACAGGAGCAGCGAGAGCUUCUCGUCGAUGAACUCGGAGAGCCUGCAGCUGUGCACGGAGGGGCUAGGGUUCGAGAGCUUCGGGGACGUGGAGGACUACAAGCUGGCUGAGGCGUGGCAGGGCAAGGAAGAGAAAGAAAGCGCGGCCACCUGUACGGCCAGGAGGAACUUUUACUCCUCGUCAUCGUCGUUCAAGCAUCGUCCUCAGUAUUAUCCUCAUAAUCAUCACCAUCACCACCUCCACGAGUUUCGGAGAUCGAGGUCGAUAGGGAGCGCAUUCCGAGGGUUCCCGCCCCCAAUAUCGAGCUUGAGCAUGAGCGGGAAGCCGUGGGUGUGCUUCAAGUCGUAUCGCAACGACGGGCGGUUCGUGCUGAAGGAGAUUAGGUUCCCGACGCAGGAGUUCCUUCACGCGUCGAGGGAAGGCGGGCGUCUGACGUUGCAGUUCGUCCAUCCGAGCGACGAGAUCGAGGAAGAUGAAGGGAUUCUUGAAGACGACAGCGAUGAAGAAGACGACGAAGAUGGAAAGAGAGAAGGCGGAGGGCGCAGCGAGAACGGCCACGGUGGCAACGUCGAACACGGGUAGGAGGAGAAGCGUGGAGGAAGCAUGCAGAGUGGACGUGGGUGUCGGUGGCGAUUCAUGAUAAAUCAGUGAAAAUGUCUUCUUUAGCCUCUCUCUUCUUCUCUUUCCUUUCUUGGGUUCGGUUGUAGUUCACGUCUUGAAGAUUUCCAUCUGGGAAAACGAAAACGGAAAGCGAGGGAAAAUGCUAAACUCUGGCCUCUGCAAAUUCCUGCCGAAGUUUUGAAUAACCCCGCUAUCUGAUUUUCUCUGUGAAUUCUCUCGCUCUUCCUCUCUGUUGAUCAAUCUUGCUCAUGUGGAAGUC